GGCUGUAGACGCCAACGGCGUGGGAGGAAAGGACGGGAUCGGGGGCGGGAAGUUCCCGGCAGGAGCCAAACAGGGAGGAGAGGGACAGGGCGAUGCGACGGACGGGCGCCCCCGCUCAGGCCGAGUCCCGGGGGCGAGGUCGAGCCAGGGGCGGCGGCCCCGGGGGCGAGGCGACGCCGUCUCUUCCUCCACCUCGCGGCGGAACCCGAGGACAGGAGCCUCAGAUGAAAGAAACCAUCAUGAACCAGGAAAAACUCGCCAAGUUGCAGGCGCAAGUGCGCAUUGGUGGGAAAGGAACUGCUCGCAGAAAGAAGAAGGUGGUGCAUAGAACGGCGACCGCCGAUGAUAAAAAACUUCAGUUCUCCCUAAAAAAAUUAGGGGUGAACAAUAUCUCUGGUAUUGAAGAGGUGAAUAUGUUUACAAACCAAGGAACAGUGAUCCACUUCAACAACCCAAAAGUUCAGGCUUCUCUGGCAGCGAACACAUUCACCAUCACCGGCCACGCCGAGACGAAGCAGCUGACGGAGAUGCUCCCCAGCAUCUUAAACCAGCUCGGAGCGGACAGCCUGACCAGCUUGAGGAGGCUGGCCGAGGCUCUGCCCAAGCAGUCUGUGGAUGGAAAAGCGCCGCUUGCUACUGGGGAGGAGGAUGAUGAUGAAGUUCCAGAUCUUGUGGAGAAUUUCGACGAGGCUUCCAAGAAUGAGGCAAACUGAAGGGAGUAGGAGUAGUCGGUUUCUGACGAGAGUAAAACUUGAGGAAGCUUCUGGGAGCUGCUGUUUUAUAUUAUGACUGCUUUUUAAAAUUGUUUUGUUUAUGAUCUGAUAAAAUCUAGAUCUCUAAUAUUUUUAAGCUCAAGCCCCUUUGACAGUGCAGCUCUUUUCAGUUUUUGCUUAUAUACAAAUCAUUCUUUGCAGCUAAUUAAGCUGAAAAAGCCUGGGAAUAAAGUUUGAAACAAAGAUUAAUAAA
This is a messenger RNA of Ochotona curzoniae (black-lipped pika), 966 nucleotides long. It is a transcript of the gene BTF3, whose product is annotated as basic transcription factor 3. NCBI's taxonomy places the organism in Eukaryota, Metazoa, Chordata, Mammalia, Lagomorpha, Ochotonidae. The transcript is spliced from 6 exons. The coding region runs from base 93 to 713 and encodes 206 amino acids. Gene Ontology annotation, cellular component: nascent polypeptide-associated complex; cytosol. The record is from RefSeq and is a predicted model, not a curated record.